CCCGCUCGCCGGCGGCAGCCUCGCUUCUCUAGGCACUAGAUCCAUUCGAGUCCACCAAUCCCGCAUCUUUUUCCACAAAAUCAGUGAGUAGGGCGAGAUGAGCACGCUCUGCUGCCGUCCCCGUUCGCCGGCGGCGAAGACGCCGCUGGAAGACGACGACCUCCUCUCCGAGAUCCUCCUUCGCCUCCCGCCGCAGCCCUCCUCCCUCCCCCGCGCGUCCCUCGUCUGCAAGCGCUGGCACAGCCUCGCCUCCGACCGCGGCUUCUCCCGCCGCUUCCGCAUCCACCACCGCCGCAAACCUCCCCUCCUCGGCUUCUUCCACGGGCUGUACGCCUACUUCGAACCUACUCUGGAGGCCCCCAAUCGUGUCCCGCCUGGCCGCUUCACCUUGCCGCACGGCGACCGCUUCCGGCCCCUUGGAAGCCGCCAUGGUCUCGUACUAAUCUUCGACCUGACGGUGCUCCGUUUCCUUGUGUGUGACCCCGUCACCGGCGACCAGCACCGCAUCGCCAUUCCCCCGGGGCUUGAAGCACGUGCAGAGGAUCUAAUGAUCAACGGGGCGGUGUUUUGCAACGGCGGAGAUGCCCACUUCCAGGUGGUCUUGACAACGGCAGACAACCACGACAAACAACACAGACAAGCGCUCUCCUGUGUUUACUCGUCGGAGACCGGCUUAUGGGGCGAGCUCAUCUCAACACCGCUUCCGUGCGAGGUUCCUAGGAUUGGCUAUCUUCCCACCCUACCCACCUUGGUUUUUCCUGGUAAACCUGCUGUGGUUUCUGGGAAUUCCAUUUACUGGAUGCUUACUGGAAAUUUUGAUGGAAUUCUUGAGUUUGAUUUGGAAAAGCAAAGCCUAGCUGUGAUACGGGUGCCAGUGCAUCUGCUUGAAAUAAACGAAUUCUGGAUUGUGCGGGCAGAGGGUGGUGGCCUUGGUUUACUCUUCCUCACAGGAAGCAGCAUCCAAUUGUGGAAGAGGAAGACUGAUCAUGAUGGUGUCGCUACAUGGACGCUUGGAAGAACUAUUAAACUGCAUAAGCCACUUUCCCUGAAGUCAGCAAUAAUGCUAGGUUAUGCCGAGGAAAAUAAUGUGGUGUACCUGUGGGCACGUGGCGAUGUAUUUAUGGUCCAUCUUGAGUCAUUGCACUCCAAGAAGCUAUUUGAAACCAAAUGCCCCUCUCAUUAUCAUCCAUUUGAAAGUGUCUACACUGCAGAAACGGGCAUUGGUGAUGGACAUGAUGCAGCUGAUCUUGUGCACCAUACAUAAGAUGAUUGUCUGAUUAAAUAUGCUGUUGACCGUAAAAUUGAGCAGGUAUCUAUCUAGGAUCACAAUCCGGUGGCUGAGCUUCAGAAAUGGUGUGUGCGCCCGUGGGUUCUUCAGCCUUUGGUAUCUAUCUGGGAGUAAUGAAUUGAGUUGGGAUCUUUUUUUGGGAAUACUUCCUUUUGUAACUUACCGUCUAGUUAUCUAGUCUCUGUAGACAUUAGUCAGCUGGCAUGAAACUUAGUCAGCUGGCAUGAAACACACAGUGACUUGCUUGGAUUAGCGAAUCGUUGAUGGCCAUGUCUGUUAAUCCUUGGAUUCA
Molecule: messenger RNA, 1580 nt
Organism: Lolium rigidum
Lineage: Eukaryota; Viridiplantae; Streptophyta; Magnoliopsida; Poales; Poaceae
Exons: 3
Coding region: 98-1264 (388 amino acids)
Molecular function (GO): protein binding
Source: RefSeq, a predicted model, not a curated record